AUUUGGGCUCAAGCUAUUUUGGUAGAGGCGUGCUCCAGUCAGGUCCACGCUCCGACAGCCCCCACGCGCCGCGCUCAAGCACCUGGACGGAGAGAUGUACUCCAAGGAGCCACACCACUACCAGCCGUCGCGGGUCCAGGUGAAGAACACGUUCAUUGACAUCCCGGAGCAGGGCAUCGACCACGAUGACGGCAUCGACCUCAACAAGCUCCGCGCCGACAUGCUCCGGCGCCAGGUCUCGGACCCCGGCUCGACCUGCUUCGCCCGCCAGCUCUCCGGGGUGACCACUCCGCUGCCGCGGGCUCCAGAGGACGAGGUCGUGAUGGAGCACGGCCACACGGGCGCCCUCCCGGGCGGCGACGCCGCGCCGCCAGAGUGCGCCCUCCUGGGCGGCGGCGCCGCGCCGCCAGAGGCGGAUGGCUACCGCACGGACAGCUACGGCCCCCUGCACUUCAGCGGCCAAGCGCCGGCCAGCCACCAGGCGACCCCGCUGGCAGUCGCCGCGCACUGCGCGGGCAGGUCCGCCGCAGCGGUCGAGGCGCAGUCCGCCGGGUUGCCGCCCGAGUGGCGCGAGGCACGCACCGCCAUGAUGCGAAACCUGCCCAACAAGUACACCCAGCAGAUGCUGCUCAACGAGCUCAACCAGUCUGGCUUCUACGGCACCUUCGACUUCCUCUACCUUCCGAUAGAUCCAGAGACGGGGGUCAACCGCGGGUAUGCCUUCAUUAAUUUCAUCCAGCCGUGCUUCGCGUGGACGUUCAAGCAGACGUACGAGGGGCGCAGGAUGAGAAGCUUCAACUCCGGCAAGAUCGUGGGCGUUAUGCCCGCCGCCCUCCAGGGCUUCCAGGCAAACUAUGACCACUACGCCACUGCCCGAGUGAAUCGGGGGGACCCGUCCACCAGGCCGCUGUUCCUGCGCGAGCCCGACCCCUCGGACUCUGCGCCCGCGGCGGCCUCGCGCCGCGGCCGCAGGAGGCGCGGGGGCGGCGCCAGCGCGAUCGACCUGGCGACGCGCCAGCAGCAGAGGCAGCGCGGCGCCACAGAGCGCCAGCAUCGGGAAGAGCAGGAGGGAGGUCAGGCCGGCUGGCUGCAGGAGGACGAGGGCAGCGUCUGGGUCGACUCCCCGGCCGCCGCGGCCGCCCCCGGCGUGCCCGCAGAGGCCGCGCAUCACGCGCGGGGGGCCACGCCGCCCGUCGAGGAGCCGCCCGACCGCAAGCAGUGGGCGGCGAACUUCUGCCCGCACUGCGGGGAGAAGGUGCAGGUGCACUUCCUAUUCUGCAGCAACUGUGGCGGGAGCACUGCGAUGCCCAAUCAUCACCGAACCCGCGCUGGAUGGGCGAGGAGGUGGCGAUGAACACCGCCGCGUCGCCCGCGACGAUGUACUACAUGGUCAUGCCCAACUGCUACUCGGACGCCAGCCCGCCUAACUCUGGUCCCAACCAGACAUGGUUGGCCGCUUGAGCCUGAGGCCGGCGCUUCGACUUAAUGUUGGCCGGCGACCUUCCGCGUGUGCUUGCCAGGGAGAACGCAAGAUUCGCGAGAGAGGGGAAGGUGGGUCAGGCGCGUGGAGCGCGUCCGGCAGAGAAUACCCUUUUGGAUAGCACUUAUCUGGGAGGCCUCGCCGUGUUGGCAGGGUCCUACGUGAGUGCCCCUGCCGAGGUGCGGCGACGCAAUCCGCCGCAUAGCGCUAACACAUUUUUGCCAUGUGGGCCACUAUGCAUCAGCGCACGAACGACAUUCAAUCUACGACGAGCGCGUCUGUGGACGAGCGCACAGCACUGCGCAGCCGUGAUGCUUGUUCUUGUGAUUAGGGUGUUCUUUUCUGUGUCCUGGAAGGGCGGAGGCCCAGGGUUCUCUUUCAGAGGCUUACCUCCAGGGACGACUUGAAGAGGGCCAGCAAAUUUCCGAAAAGGCAGCGUUUGGCACGUCCCCUGGUGCCUGGCGCGUCAUUGCCCAGCACGGCACAGCGCAGCGCAGCACAACGCAGCCUCUGGCGCGCGAUAAUCACCAUCGAUAUUUUCAGCACAGCCACCGCCCAUAUCCCAAUUGCGCUGCUUUGAAGCGUUCCCAUGCCUUGCAGUUCUAAACCCGUUUCCGGGUUCGUGGGUCGAACUUGUUGUUGCUCUCUCGUUAUCUCGCAUGCUUCUCCUGAGUUCUGACCGCAUGCUGUCCUCUGCGUCGAAGGUGUCCUUGCCGCGUGGGAAGCACUGCCUCUGCUUGGCGGCCCUGCAGGAGUAGAUUGAGCAUAUUCACAUCUGUGCAUGUGUAUAAUAUAGAAAGUGCGCGCGUGCGGAGCAGAGCCUUCCUGAUGGGUGUUCGCGCGAGCCAUUGGCCAGGGCACUUGCGAGAUCAAUGGUGCUGCAGCCGGGCACACCAGGCUUGCAAGCAGAACGUGUUUGCCAUCGGGAAGCGUCUGACCCCGCGUCAAAUGUUCCCACAUGGUUCGUGUUGCUUGUCAGUUAUAUUAAAUGCCCGUCCGGCGCUUGUUAUAAUUGCUGGCUAUCCAGCUAAACAUUGCUGGUCACACGAGGCAAUGAGACAAAACGUCUUCAGCGUGUAGUGUCUUCUGGAGACCUAGAGUGGGACGGCCUACGCUAUUGAUGUCAAACGUUGUUCACCUUCAGAUGGUGAGAGGCUGUCUCUUGCACUCAACUGUUUAAGAAAUUUGCUUCCCAGGUCAGGAAGCACAUGGCCUUCCUGAUUAUUCCAAUGUGAGCCUCUCCUCGCUCCACUCUCUCUCUCUCUCACUCUCUCUCUCUCUCUUGUCCUUCAUUACCCUUCGAGCUCCCUCCUCUUCAUUCCCCCCCUCCUCCCCUGCCCUCCCUUUCUCUGCCUCCUGCUCAAGUCGCCGACUUGCCGAGCCUCGCCAGGCCCACCGUGUCAAGGGCAGGACAAAGCGACUGCCUCGGGGGUCAAUCGUCGAGUGCCGCGCCGGCCAAUUUCUCCGCCCGGGCAGUGCGAGCCCCGCUCGCGUGUCCCGGUCAAGAUCGAGUGCCAGAUCCAGCGCGGGGGCCCUUGACAAUCCAGGCGGCCGCUCGGCAAGCAGAGAGAGCGCGCGGCAGGUAGAAUGUGCAUUGGUACGAUUGGGCACUUUAGAGCAUGUGAGACUCUACGACACUACAGUGGGGG
Messenger RNA from Prorocentrum cordatum, 3129 nucleotides. The record is from the annotation of a GenBank genome assembly. NCBI's taxonomy places the organism in Eukaryota, Dinophyceae, Prorocentrales, Prorocentraceae.